AUGGCCUGCUGUCAGACCAGCUUCUGCGGAUUUCCCAGCUGCUCCACCAGUGGGACCUGUGGCUCCAGCUGCUGCCAGCCAAGCUGCUGUGAGACCAGCUGCUGCCAGCCAAGCUGCUGCCAGCCCAGCUGCUGCGGAACCAGCUAUGGCAUUGCUCCUGACACCAUGGCCAGCUGUUCCACCAGUGGGACCUGUGGCUCCAGUUGCUGCCAGCCAAGCUGCUGUGAGACCAGCUGCUGCCAGCCAAGCUGCUGCCAGACCAGCUCCUGUGGAACUGGCUGCGGCACUGGUGGUAGCAUCAGCUAUGGCCAGGAGGGCAGGGGUGGAGCCGUGAGCACCCGUAUCAGGUGGUGCCGCCCAGAUUGCCGCGUGGAGGGCACCUGCCUGCCCCCCUGCUGCCUGGUAAGCUGCACACCCCCAUCCUGCUGCCAGCUGCACCACGCUGAGGCCUCCUGCUGCCGCCCAUCCUACUGUGGGCAAUCCUGCUGCCGCCCAGUCUGCUGCUGCCAAUGCUGUGAGCCCACCUGCUAA
This is a messenger RNA of Cercocebus atys (sooty mangabey), 531 nucleotides long. RefSeq names its product keratin-associated protein 1-4. The coding region runs from base 1 to 531 and encodes 176 amino acids. The record is from RefSeq and is a predicted model, not a curated record. Gene Ontology annotation, cellular component: keratin filament. The transcript has 2 exons. NCBI's taxonomy places the organism in Eukaryota, Metazoa, Chordata, Mammalia, Primates, Cercopithecidae.